GUGAAGACUUUCUGUCGGAUGAUAAAUGGUCUACAGUUGGUUUACGAGAUUGCAAACCGUACGUAUGUAAUUUUCCACGUGAACUGUGCAGACGGCCUGCUGCAAAAUAUCAGGAUGAGUUGAGCAAUACAUGCUCUAAAAUACCUGAAAACUGCUUGACCGCAGCAAAUGGUGGAAUACCAUUAACGACUGAUGCCAAUUCUGUUACUGAUAAUGGAAUUACGAAUUCAAAUAUCGAAGGAUCGGAGUCAACAACUAUUACAUCUUCAUUGUCAACCUACAGCAGUGGAUUUUCCGCUGAAGCACUGCCAUCCAUUCCUACCGGAAAAAUAACGACGAAAUCAAUUGAUAAAACGGUAGAUAUAUGCAAUUUGGAUCAACCACAAGGAAGAUUUUGUGGAUUUGCAAUCAAAGUAGCUUAUAACAGGUUAGCUUUAAAUUUUAGCAAAUUGAAAACUGUGCUCACAGAAGUUUUGCCUCAUUUGUAUUUCUCAUGUCACCUGAAACAUUAG
Acanthocheilonema viteae is the source of this 512-nucleotide messenger RNA. Lineage: Eukaryota; Metazoa; Nematoda; Chromadorea; Rhabditida; Onchocercidae. The record is from the annotation of a GenBank genome assembly.